Messenger RNA from Leucoraja erinaceus (little skate), 3565 nucleotides. RefSeq names its product wingless-type MMTV integration site family member 2 (gene wnt2). NCBI's taxonomy places the organism in Eukaryota, Metazoa, Chordata, Chondrichthyes, Rajiformes, Rajidae. The record is from RefSeq and is a predicted model, not a curated record. Gene Ontology annotation, cellular component: extracellular region. The coding region runs from base 326 to 1393 and encodes 355 amino acids. Gene Ontology annotation, biological process: multicellular organism development; neuron differentiation; cell fate commitment. The transcript is spliced from 5 exons. Gene Ontology annotation, molecular function: cytokine activity; frizzled binding.
GCCCCACCCCUUGUCCAGCUAUAGGGGCUGGAGCAGCGGCAUCAGCCUCCAGAAACACCGGCACGUUGCAAGGCUAGCGAGCACAGGACCAGCGGCGAGGUGGGAGAGACUGCCGCGGAGGACAAGGUUACAACGGGGCAUCCACAAGGCGGUGUCCGGCAAAGGCAUCAUCUAUCCCAGGCCAACAUUGCUGACAGUCGGGGAGAUUUAAAGAGCCACCCGGUCUCGGGUACCGGCAUCUGACAAUGUGAAAGCACCAAUCAAUGGCAUUUUCCCCGCAGUGUGUGGCCGAUCUAAUUACGAUCCGGAUCGAAGCAUUUUUAAUAUGAACUCCACAUCCUGGCUGACCCUGCCUCUGGUCGUGUUAUGGGUCGCGCCUCGAGUCCACUCGACAUGGUGGUACAUGGGUGCCCUUGGAACCCGGGUGAUUUGUGACAACAUCCCUGGUUUGGUGAGCAGACAGCGACAACUGUGUCACAAACACCCAGAUACAAUGCAGUCGAUUGGAGGUGGAGCCAAGGAGUGGAUCGCAGAAUGUCAACAGCAGUUCCGCCACCACCGCUGGAACUGUAACACGCUGGACAGAGACCACACACUCUUCGGUAGAGUCAUGCUUAGAAGUAGCAGAGAAGCUGCCUUUGUUUAUGCCAUCUCGUCUGCUGGGGUGGUGUUUGCCAUAACAAGAGCCUGCAGUCAAGGAGAGCUCGGCUCCUGUUCCUGCGACCCCCAAAAAAAAGGCAUCUCUAAGGACCACAAGGGAACCUUCGACUGGGGAGGAUGCAGUGAUAACAUUGACUAUGGUAUUAGUUUUGCUAAAGCAUUUGUGGAUGCUAAGGAAAAGAAAGGGAAGGAUGCCAGGGCACUGAUGAACCUGCACAAUAAUCGAUCUGGGAGAAAGGCUGUAAAACGAUUCCUGAAGCUUGAAUGUAAGUGCCACGGAGUUAGUGGAUCAUGUACAUUGCGAACCUGCUGGCUUGCCAUGGCAGACUUCCAAAAAACUGGCAACUACCUCCGGAGAAAAUACAACGGAGCUAUCCAGGUGAUCAUGAACCAAGAUGGCACUGGGUUUACAGUAGCAAAUAAGAACUUUAAAAAACCAACAAAGAAUGACCUGGUGUAUUUUGAGAGCUCUCCAGACUACUGUGUGAUAGACAGAGAAGCAGGGUCUCUGGGUACAGCAGGCAGAGUGUGCAACAGGACCUCUCGUGGGAUGGACGGCUGUGAAGUGAUGUGCUGUGGCCGAGGCUAUGACACCUCCCGCAUCAUGCGGGUGACCAAGUGUGAAUGUAAGUUUCACUGGUGCUGUGUCGUCCGCUGCAAGGAAUGCCAUGAAAUGACAGACGUACACACGUGCAAAGCCCCCAAGAACGCAGAGUGGCUGGAUCAGACAUGAAAGAUCGGAGGAAGCACGGACAGAUAAUACUCGCCCUCUCUUCACCUUUAACAAAACCAGCCUGCCUCCAUCUUUAUUCUAUCUGAAUCUACAGGAGAGAUGUCCCGCUGAGUUACUCCAGCAUUUUGUGUCUAUCUACGUCCUUUCUUUAACAUCCUAAAUUAUUUUAGGUGAAGACAUUGUUUUGUCCCUGUUUGGAAGUCAGUGAUGCAAGACUUUUCUGACAAGGUAGUUCAAUAGCAUUUGCCUUUUCCUGAACACAAAUGGUGUGUAAUUAACUGCAUUUGCCCAUUUGGAAAUCAUAUGAAAAUCAUAGCUUGGAAGUAAGGUUGAAAGAUUCAAUAAGAGUCUCAAAAUCCUUUGGUUUUCAUUUUAAUAUGGUUAUCUCUAUCCACUGCUCAUCAUCCAUGCGGCAUUGCAGUCCUGCUGCAGAAAGAUCAGCAUGCCUUUGUUUUCUGCCAUAAUUUGCUUUUCAUAGACAUGACCCAAAAUAGGUAUAAUCCCCAACCAGGACUCAAUGUUCUGCAUCAGUUUCUGAACAAAUGUCAGAACCAGGUUCCAUACUGUAUAUAACAUGUAGGGAGGAACUGCAGAUAUAGGUUUAAACCGAAGAUAGAUGCAAAAAGAUGGAGGAAUUCAACGGGUCAGGCAGCAUCUCUGGAGGAAAGGAAUAGGUGAUGUUUCGGGUCGAGACCCUUCUUCAGACUGAGAGUCACAUAUGAAAGAUAUGCAUCUCUUUCAUUCAUUUGUUCUAUAUGUAUCUCUCUACAUCACCGUCUAUAUCUCUUGUUUCCCAUUCCCCUGACUCUCAGGCUGAAGAAGGGUCUCAAUCCAAAACGCCACCUAUUCCUUUGCUUCAGAGAUGCUGCCUGACUCGCUGAGUUACUCCAGCUUUUUUUGCCUAUCUAUGAUACAGUGGCUUCCUUGCAAACCUGGGCCUGGCAAUCAUUUCAUUGAGAUCUUCGAUUGAUUGAUAUUUAGUUAGAUUCCCUUUGUCUUGUUCUCAGAUGCAUAUUUAGUCACAGCUCAUCUCCACAACUCAAGCCACAAACUGAGGUGGAUUUCAGUCGAAGCUGUUUCUUUCAGCAUGCUGCAAUAUUGGUGCUCACUCAACAAUUGGUUCAGGUUGACCCGGUUUUUACAAUAAAGUUCCAAUUGUUGACGUCUCCCAGCGGUUCAUAGGCUAAACGUGCCAAUGGCAUAGAGAUCAAUCUUAUGAUUAAAGUCAGGCCAAGGGAAGAAGCACAUUCAUCAACCUCAGUAUUCCUGGUCUAGAGGGCGAGAUAAUCGUGCAGAGUUACGGCCUCAUAUCACUAUUCUGUGGCUACAGCUAAAGGUGUGCCGACAAUCACAUCAUAUGGAUCCACAUGAGUCUAAAGUACCUCUUCUAAGAGUUUCAUUCAUUGCUACAGUACACACUUGAGCAAUGCCCAUUAUUCAGGUAUGGGGACCUAUUGUUGCCAAUGGAACUGAAUUUCAAUCUGCCCAUUGCACAUCUCAAUAUCGAAUCAGAAUCACACUUUAUUGGCCAAGUAUGUUUUGCAACAUACGAGGAUUUUCAUUGGCCAGGUCAGUCAUACAAUAAAAAGCAACAGAUCACUCAAAAACACAUUUUAACAUGAACAUCCACCACAGUGACUCCUACACAUUCCUCACUGUGAUGGAAGGUGUGAUAUUGCAGCGUUCUCAGCACAAAUAUUUGUUUGCCAAUUAAACAAUCACAUGCUAAGGUUCUGAUUGUAAAAUGUGCAGAUACAAAAAGAAAAUGAAUUUCUAAAAUAGCAACAACAAAUGGCAAUAAUCUAAUAUUCAACAUUGUAGAAACAGCUACUUCACUCCUAUUAGUGACAUGUCAUCAGGAUAUGUCAAUGUAUAAAAUAUAAGAAAACUCAGAUACCCUAUGAAUUUCUUACAAGAUGUAAAUUUAAUGUAGGAAGUUAGCAGUUAUAUGUGGACGAAGAGAUAUCUUUGUGAAAUGUAAUACCAAGAUACCAAGAGAUGUUGAGUUUAUUCUCAUAUGUUCAAGUACAUUGAGGUACCGGACAUUCUGUUUGACACCAAUCUUAUUUGCAACACCAACACAGGCACAUUGACACAGACGAAUAAACAAAACAAAAUAUGAGUAAAUUAUACAAAAAUUAAACUUAAAAUUACAAAAAGAAAGAAGAUUGU